CGGAUAAAUAUUGGAAAAGAACAGAAAAGUUAAAAGUUUUAGACAUUGGUACGGGCUGCGGAAAUAUAGUUAUUGCUUUAGCGAAAAAUCGACCGGCCGGGAAUUUUUUGGCUGUGGAUAUCAAUAAACAAGCCUUAAAG
This is a messenger RNA of Racocetra persica, 140 nucleotides long. Lineage: Eukaryota; Fungi; Glomeromycota; Glomeromycetes; Diversisporales; Gigasporaceae. The record is from the annotation of a GenBank genome assembly.